AUGAAUCAAGAAGAACAAGAUAUCGGUAUUAUUCGUAAGGAGGACAAUAUUGAAUAUCUCACCAAGCUAGAUGAAGAAAUAGGUGACGAUGGAGAGUCCACUAUAGAAGAAGAACAUGAAGAACAUGAAGAACAUCGAAUGAAUGGUGGUUAUUCAUGGGUGAUUCUUUGUUGUACAUUUUCAUUAACAGCAGCAUCUUGGGGGAAUAAUUCUGGUUAUGGGAUUUAUUUUUCCUAUUAUAGUAAUAAUCAUGUAUAUCAAGGAGCAAGUACGUUAGAUUAUGCUGCUAUUGGAGGAAUUUUAUUUGGUACUGCUAUAACGUUUGCUCCAUUAAUUAAUUCCUUAACGGGUAAAAUUGGAGUUCGAAAAGCUUUAAUGAUUGGGAAUUUUUUUCAAUUUAUUUCAUUAUUCUUAACAAGUUUUGAUUCUCAUCAUCAAUUAUGGCAACCUUAUAUCACUCAAGGUGUUUUACAAUCUAUUGGAUUAGCAUUUUUAGGAUUACCAGCUUUCACAAUCUUACCUCAUUGGUUCACCAAUCGAGGAAGUAAAGAACAUUAUCGAAUUUCAGAUCGAAUGUUAACUUUAUCUCAAGGUAUUUCAACGGCAGGAUGUGGGGCAGGAGGGAUCUUAUUUAAUUUAGGGAUGCAAAAAGUUUUGGAAGUUCAUGGUGAAAGAUGGGCUUUACGGGUUCAAUCAUUCAUAUCCAUUGUAUUAGUUACUGUUCCUAUUAUAUUCUUAAAAGAACGUCAUGCUAAAAAUGUUAAAAUUGCAUUCACGAUUUAUAAUAGUGAAAUUCUUAAAUUUGCAGGAUUUUGGGGGAUUGUUUGUUAUGUAGUAUUUUCUAUGCUUGGAUAUGUGGUUACGUUAUAUAGUUUAUCAGAUUGGACUAUUUCAUUAGGAUAUACUGCAUAUCAAGGAUCAAUUACUUCAUCUAUGAUAUCAAUUGGGAUGAUUGUUGGAAGACCAACGAUUGGAUUAUUAGCCGAUAGAUUUGGAGCAUUCACCGUGGCCACUAUUAUUUAUUUCAUAAGUGCAGUAUUUGUAUUAACAUUAUGGAUGAUUGGAAAAGAUUUAGCUACUGCUAUGACAUUUGCAUUUUUUAUGGGAGCUAUUAGUGGAACAUUUUUCCCAACUUUCACUACUAUAUGUUUAAAUGUAUUAGGAUUUAGAUUAGGGAAAUUAAAUGUUACGUUUUAUAUGCUGUGGGUAUUUUUAGGUAUUUCAGCUAUAUUUUCCCCUAUUAUAGGUAUUUCAUUAAAGAGAAAUGAUCCUGGAUUAUCAGGAGCAGAUCAAUAUCGUUAUUGUGCUGUAUUUGUGGGAGUAUCCUUUACAUUAAAUUUCAUAACUCUUAUAAUUUUAAGAGGAUAUGUUAUAUCUACUCGAAAUAUGACAUCAUUAAAAAUGUCUGAUACAGAAUAUUUUAAGACAAGACCUAAUAUAGUAGAUAUAUUUAAGAAUAGUGUUAAAUUCAGGGGUGAAGGAUGGUUAUAA
Scheffersomyces coipomensis is the source of this 1491-nucleotide messenger RNA. Its product is annotated as monocarboxylate transporter. The record is from RefSeq and is a predicted model, not a curated record. Gene Ontology annotation, biological process: transmembrane transport. The transcript has a single exon. Lineage: Eukaryota; Fungi; Ascomycota; Pichiomycetes; Serinales; Debaryomycetaceae. The coding region runs from base 1 to 1491 and encodes 496 amino acids. Gene Ontology annotation, molecular function: transmembrane transporter activity. Gene Ontology annotation, cellular component: membrane.